AGCCUGUGUGUCGGUGCGCGUCGCAGAGGUCGGUUUGCCGAAGGGGGUCAGGGUGGCUCCUUUAUAAAAGCGUGCGGGGGCGCCUAGCGGCCGCCAGAUGUCUACUGUCUACGGCUCUCCGGCUUUGGGAUGUUCACAACUGUACUUCUCUAGCCUGCCAUACGUGUAAAACAUGCUUUUUUGGCACUCUCAACCAGAACCGUACACCCAGCAUUCACUCCGAGAUGCAUUGGCAUCGUUCCUUAAGCACGAGGAGACUCCGCAUAUCUCCGAAAAGUGCGAAAAAAUGCCGGCUUUUCAGUACGUCCUCUGCGCACCUACAUCACCAGCGGUAAAAAUACACGAUGAAACCCUCACCUAUCUGAACCAAGGUCAGUCCUACGAAAUCCGUAUGCUUAACAGGAAACUAGUGGAUUAUACAGAUAUAAGCAGCAAAUUUGUAAAGAGCAUUGUGAGGGUGGUUUUCCACGACCGACGCUUGCAGUACACUGAGCACCAGCAGCUGGAGGGCUGGCGCUGGAGCAGACCUGGCGACAGGAUUCUCGAUAUUGAUUUGCCUCUUUCCAUGGGGAUCGUGGAGCCACAGUCACACCCCCUGCAGCUGAACACAGUGGAGUUCCUGUGGGAUCCCCUUAAAGGCGGCUCCGUGUUCAUCCAGGUCAACUGCAUCAGCACAGAGUUCACCCCGCGCAAGCACGGCGGGGAGAAGGGGGUGCCCUUCCGCAUUCAGGUCGACACCUUCAUCCAGAACAGGGGUCGAGAGUACCAGGAGCACGUCCACUCCUCCAGCUGCCAGGUCAAGGUCUUCAAGCCCAAAGGAGCUGAUCGCAAACUGAAGACUGACAGGGAAAAGAUAGAGAAAAAGUCUCUUCAAGACAGAGAGAAAUACCAGCCCUGCUAUGAAACUACAGUGCUUGCUGAGUGCUCGCCGUGGCCCGACGCCCCUGGCCUGUGCUGUGGCCCCCCCUCCCCCAUGUACCGCAGCUCUCCGACCCCCUGCGGUCUUCUGGAAGGAAACUGCUCUCCUGACCAGCAGGGGGAGCAGAUGCUGCCCAGUUGCUCUGAUCACCUCCUGCCCACGUGGUCCACGCAGGACACACAGAAAUGGCUUCAUCGCCAUCGAUUCUCACAGUUCUGCAGGUUGUUCUCCAGCUUCUCAGCUGCUGACCUAUUGAAAAUGUCCAAAGAUGACUUCGUCCAGAUCUGCGGUCCGGCGGAUGGGAUCCGGCUGUUUAACUCCAUUAAAGGGCGGUGCAUACAGCCGCGCCUCACGGUCUACGUGCGUCACCAGCAGCAGGCUAAGCCAAUGCCCAGCGAGGACGUGUACCAUGCCAUCUACCUGGAUGAACUCACUGCGUCUGAGCUGAAGGAGAAGAUCGCCAACAUCUACAAUGUGUCCCCACAGCGAAUCAGCCGGGUGUACAGGCAGGGCCCGGCCGGAGUCCAUGUGUUGAUAUCCGACGGGAUGGUGCAGAACUUCAUUGAGGAAACCUGUUUCACUGUCAGCACACUGAAAGUUGGUGAUGAGAACAGUGAUGGCUACCACAUUGUCCUCAAAUAACCUCAAAAUCAAGCGAAAGAAGAAUUUCAGUGGAAAACUUCAACUUAUUUUCAUUACUUAAAUAAUUAUAAUUAUAGUUUACAGGAAAAAGACAGUUCUACCUGAUUUUUUGGUGUUGUUCAUAUUUUUAAACUACUGAUUUAAAAAUAUGGAAUACUGAAUGGAAUGUAUAAAUUAUUUUUGAGUGUUUUUAAGUACAAUGCUUGUAUAUAAUUCUAAUGUUAAGUAAGAGCUCUAAAUCACUCCCUAAAGUUUGAUUGUAAAUGUGCACUGGACAUUUUUUUAUUACCGUCAUAUCUGUGAAUGGUAAAGAAAGAGUGAGUUUUUAUGUUUCUGUUGUCAUUGUGGUUUCAUUGUUCAGUUUAACCACCUGAUAUUUUAAGAAUAACUGGUUAGACUGGUUAAAGGAGUUAUUAGACUGCGUUUGGCCCAUUCUGCAAUUCUAAAUCCUUCCUAGCUGCUGGUUUGAGUGGAAUGCUUUGAUCAGUGACGUAUAUGUUUUUCUCUAAUACGGUACAGUGCUGUUUUAUGUUCCUUUUACUCUGUUUUCCUGUCUUGAUUCUGCAGGUAACUGGGUUACUGUUUAUAAUUGUUUAAUUGUAGCAACAUAGUUUUGUAUAUAUGCUGCACACUGAUAUUUCAGUUUUUAUUCUGGAUAAAGUUCUAUAUUCUAAACGUUGAUAUGCAUUGGUAUUACGAACGUAUUGUCAACAAAGCUAGUAAACAAAACAGUAAAGAUUAAGGAGUUUUAAUCAAGAUGCUAGUGAUUUUUAAUUAUGACAACUGGCUCUUUUCCUAACUAAAAGUUGCUCUCAGCCACUUUGUGAAUAGGUGUUAGGAAAAAACUCUUAAAAACCUUUAGUUCGAUUUAGGAGUACUCUUAGUGGUAAGAUAAAAUGCUUUGUGAAUACGCGCCCUGAUUUUAUGAUCGCUCCACCAUUGUCCCCAAAUAGACCCUACCAUUGCAGUUUUAAGAUCAAAUAAUGCAAAACUAUGUGAGACAUUUUUUUUUUAAAUCUUUCAAGUUCACUGCAAGUAACCCAUAAUAAACAAACAAUUAGGGUAAUAA
Messenger RNA from Paramormyrops kingsleyae, 2630 nucleotides. It is a transcript of the gene tfcp2l1, whose product is annotated as transcription factor CP2-like 1. Lineage: Eukaryota; Metazoa; Chordata; Actinopteri; Osteoglossiformes; Mormyridae. Gene Ontology annotation, cellular component: nucleus. Gene Ontology annotation, biological process: regulation of transcription by RNA polymerase II. The record is from RefSeq and is a predicted model, not a curated record. Gene Ontology annotation, molecular function: RNA polymerase II cis-regulatory region sequence-specific DNA binding; DNA-binding transcription activator activity, RNA polymerase II-specific.